Molecule: messenger RNA, 3547 nt
Organism: Osmerus eperlanus (European smelt)
Lineage: Eukaryota; Metazoa; Chordata; Actinopteri; Osmeriformes; Osmeridae
Gene: firrm
Product: fignl1 interacting regulator of recombination and mitosis
Exons: 24
Coding region: 470-3268 (932 amino acids)
Source: RefSeq, a predicted model, not a curated record
ACGUGCUGUGAUGGACGGGCGCGAAACAACACUAUUUACAAUUUCUGUCUAGGUUGCAAGUCGAAUCUUUUUUAUUUCUAUCCAGCUGGCGUACUUAACACACUAUGGAAAUAAUUUUGCUUCGCUGCGAAUGUUAAACAAACGUUUCCCUGCUGGUGGUUAAACUAUUUAAGAUAAAGUGGUAGCCUGCAAGUAAAUUGAUGUAACGCUACCUUGUACUACAACUAGUAGUAGUAUGAUAUGAAGCUUGAUUCAGCUGUGUUACUAGCUAGCUGGUUUUAACGUUUGUGUUGACUUAGCUUGGUAGCUAGCGUUACAUAUGUGUAGACUGUUUAGCCACUACACAGGGGUUUAGCUUGCUAGGUGUCGUGGAAUGCUAACUAGCUGUUCAUGCUGGAAGUUGUGACGCCGCCUGGUUUCCAGACAGCGCUCCAGUAGCACGGAGCAGCCACUGUAGCUAGCUGCCACAAUGUCGCAAGCCAGUCUGUUGGAAGACGUCCUUCAGUGGAGUCAAGACACAUGUCGAAAAGAGCUGAAAUCUGUCCUUCCCAAACUCAUCUCCAUGAAUCAUAGCUUCGAGAGCUGGGAGGAGCAUAUCCGUGUGCUAAAAAUCAUCACAGACAUGUUCCUGCCUCACAUUGACCUCUCAGAGCUGGAGGACGAAUGCUUCUCAAAGCUCUUACCAAAGGUGGUCAAGGUGUUUGACGGGCUGAUGGAAGAGAUCGCCAACCAAGUUGGAGGGCUGUCCAGCCAGAACACGGGACUCCAGCUGCUUCUAAGGAACGCUCUACAGGAGACCGUGCAGGUGCUGGGGGUGCUCUCGGCGUGCGUGCGCCACGUGUGCUCAUCGGCGGAGGCGCCGGCCCUGAAUGCCAUCCGCUCCUUACCCUUCUGCGUCCUCAAAGUCCUAACGGACACCUUCCAGCACUGUAAGGACAGUGAGGUUGUGUACUGUGGCCGUCUGUCCCUGGUGGCUGACCUGCUGCAGGCCUUGUUCAAGGAGGCCUACUCCCUCCAGAAGGGCUUGAUGGAGCUGCUGGACAGAGUCUCCGUGGAGACCAGUGCCUCCGAGGAGGUCUCCGACAUUGUGACAGUGAUUCACAAUCUGAUGGACAUAUGCUCGGUGAUCUCUAACCUGGACAUAGCCCUACAUGCCAACACGUGGAAAUGCAUCAUCAAACAGAGUGUGAAGCACCAGUCCCUGGUGGAGGAUCGUCUUCGUCAUGGAGACAUCAGCUCCAGGCUGUGUGACGACCUCCAGGUCUCCCUCCACAGCUGCCUGGAGCUGGGAGAGCAGAUCCGACAGGCUGGCCCACAGGUGACCUCUCAAAGCCCAGAAUACAAGCUGUUCCAGAAAAACACCAAAAUGUGCAGAUUCUUCGCCAACACUUUAAUUCACUACAUAAAGGAAUUCAAAUCCUUUCUGACAAAGUUCUGUGGCCAGUUUCAUCAGCUCUACCUCAGUGUCCUUAGUAAGUUCCCCCCCAGCCUGUGUGCCCCUGCGCUGCCCCCCCCCCUCUCCGAGGAGCUGGCCGUGGCGGUCGUGGUCCCCAUGGACGCCCUGCUCCUCCAGCUGCUGCCUAUCAGGGGUUACGCUGAGGCGGUGCUCCAGCCUGACCAGCAGCUGACAGCUGAGGCUGAGCUUCCUCAGUGUGUUCUCCUGGUGAACGUGCUGAGCCACCUGCCCUCCCAGCCAGAGGAGGCGCUGCAGCUCUGGUACAGCGGCAGCGAGUUCCCAGAGGACACUCCCAGACUCCCCCUCUUCCUGGCAGUCUUUCAGAGCUUCCAGCGUUGCAGUACGGAGCGGAGGGUGCCGGUGCUGUUGCCGGGGGUGAUGCUGAAGGGUCAGGCCCAGGGCAGGGUCAGCCUUCACCAGCACGUGUGUGUUCACCUGUGUGCCUGUGUGGCCGCCCUGCCCCCAGCACACUUCCCCCUCCUGGAGCGCUGUCUCCUAGCGACAGUACUGCAGACAGACACCCAGACAGCCCUCCUGGCUGUGGAUGUGUGGUGCUUCUUGGCCCGGUAUGGGACCGCAGAGAUGUGUCUGCACCAUGUGCUGCUCCUGGCUGACCUGGUGAAGCUGUGUCCAGGGGAGGGGCACCACAUGGCCCACCUGGGCCUGCUGCUCAGACGCAUGGUGUUCCUCAUGACGGCCAGCCAUCAGUUAGAGCUGGUGCAGCGGCACCCAGCCUCCUGUCCUGAGAACCAGCCGGUCUGGAGACACGUCCUGCUCCGAGCCCUCUCCCCGGAGGCCCGUCAGAGGGCCGAGGAGGGCCUGCUGGCCCUGGUCCUCUCCGCCCUGGCAGGCUGGCAGCAGGGGGGCCACAGGCUGGCCGAGCUGGGCACCGUGAACGAGGCGCUGCCGGCCCUGCUGGCCCUGGUGCGCUGCGACUCUGCAGGGGCAGAGAGCGUGUCGUCUGCCCUGACCGUGGUCACGCAGCUCUGGGCUCGGAUGUGUCCCAGUCAGGUGCAUCUCCACCCAGUCAUCCAGCGCACGCUGCGACUGCUCCUCUCGACGUCGGCCAUCUUGGUAAAGAACAUCGACCCCCAGGUCGUCUGCCAGGCUCUCGGGUGUGUCGGGGCGCUCGUGUCUCAGACGUGUCCAGACGACGUGGCCCUGGCUGCUCUGGACUUCCUGGCCUCCCUUGGGAUGGUGUUCUUCCCCACGGAUGUCCAGAGCCAGGUGUUGCCCAGGCUGAGUGGCGUGUUUGGGGCUCUGCUUGCUGAGGGCUCCUGGCUGCUCCAGCACCAUGCCCUGGAGGCAUUCGCUCACUUCGCAGAGAUAACCAACCACGAGGACGUGAUCUCCCAGAGCCUCAACACUGAGGAGACCAAAACCAAAGUGGUGAAUUUCCUCAGCAAGACCAUUACCACAGAGGAAGCGGGGGAAACACGCCUGUGGAGGCUGAGAGGCGAGGCUGCUGCUGUGGAGCAGCACAGACAGAGGCUGGAGAGGCUGGACAGCCCUGAGGAGGUCGCCGCGGAGACGUCGCCCGCAGCCCCUGACGACAGGAUCGCCACUGACGACAGGAUCGCCCCUGACUCACAGCCGUGCCCCAAGAGAGCCCGCCUGGAGCCCAGCGCAGAGCAGGAGUACGAGCGCCACGUCCAGGGAGCGGAGAGCUCCCUGAGGGCCCUGCUGGCGCUGGCCCACGGGGGUGACGGCACCUCCGUCUCCAUCCUCCCUCCGCCCUGGCUCUCUCACAGACUACAGGAACUGCAGACGCUGAUAACUCGAAUCAGUAUGAUUCACACCCCUGACAGCUAGCAGGCCGCCUGUUUUUACAGCCCUCAAUCUACUGUUUGUCCUCUUUUUAUAGAUUAUAAAAGCAGUUGUACAGUUGUGAUAAACUUGACCGUAUCUAUUUGUUUUCCUUUGUCCUUGCCGUUUGGAAUCCGUGUUUACACAGAAGCGUGUUUGUCAACCCUGACUGCCGAUUGUUUUGUAAACUUGACUUUGGUUUAUAUAAGACUGUUCUAGUUUUUUUUUUUUGAGCAAUAAAAGUUUUUUGGGGGUGGGGUAAUAUUGGCAGAAAUGUUAGCCAGU